This is a messenger RNA of Marchantia polymorpha subsp. ruderalis, 1602 nucleotides long. The record is from the annotation of a GenBank genome assembly. NCBI's taxonomy places the organism in Eukaryota, Viridiplantae, Streptophyta, Marchantiopsida, Marchantiales, Marchantiaceae.
UGUUGCCCCACCCGGCCAGAUACGAGCUGCUUAUUGCCGGAUGUAGUGAGUCUUCUGCACUGAAACGGAGAGUCAAUGAGUCGGGACUGGGGCUCGUGGACGGUCAUUUGACAAUAGACCAUGUUUACUUGGAUGCAGCAGUGCUGGAACAGAUUCUAUCCACCAAACAAGACCAUCUAAGAUAUAGCUUUUUAAGUCCAAGAGAUGGGUCGCUGUUCCUACGAGUCGCCACUGUUUGUUCUGAUAUGGAUGCAGAUUAAUAAAUGUCCGCGAUCUCAUGAGUGACAUCUGUGUAUCCGUGCCCAUGGAAAUCGCCAUAUGGGUCGUGAAAGUCAUGGCAACCAUGUGAUGACCUUUGAUCGUUUCUGCUACUACAUAAUGGACUCAAGCCUCGAGAUUUCUCCAGAGUUCACCCUGAGAUGAGAGCCUGGGUAGAUACACAAAUCGGGAGUUACAGGUUGACUUCGUCAGGAUCAGGCUCGGUAUAAAGGAGGCUAAACAUGGAAAACUCAAAAAUAGUGAUCGCGUCAGCACUGCUGGUGCUGGUAUCAGUGGUACAAUCGGCUGUGGCUGAGCAGUGUGGUUCACAGGCCAAUUUUGCCCUUUGUCCGAAUGGCCUAUGCUGCAGCCAGUAUGGCUGGUGUGGAAACACCGAUCCCUAUUGUGGUGCAGGCUGUCAAAGCCAAUGUGGUGGUUCUACUCCCUCUGGUGGUGGGGGAAUCGCCUCUGUUAUAAGCGAGGAUAUGUACAACCGGCUAUUUCCGAACCGAAAUGCCAUCUACACUUAUCAAAAUUUCGUACAAGCAGGCAAAUCUUAUCCUACAAUAGGCACUGAAGGUAGUAAACAGCAACGGCUCAGAGAGAUUGCUGCAUUCGCAGCCCACGUACAACAGGAAACUGCAGGUUUGUACUACGUCAGGGAAAUAGACCAAUCCAAUUCCUACUGUGAUAGUGGGAAUCAACAGUAUCCAUGCGCUUGGGGUCAGAAGUACUUUGGCCGAGGUCCACUUCAGCUCAGCUGGAACUACAACUACGGCGCUGCGAGAGACACUGGCAUCGGAGCUGAUAUCUUAGCAUACCCAGACAUUGUGGCUCAAAAUGGAGUUAUCUCCUUCCGGUCAUCCUUCUGGUUCUGGACAAGAAGUGAUUGGAAUAUCCCUUCAAUUCACGACGUGAUGGUGGGGAAGUGGAACCCUAGUCAAGCUGAUAUCAACGCCAACAGAAGAGCCGGAUUUGGAGAAACAAUCAACAUCAUCAAUGGUGGACUCGAAUGUGGAAGAUGGAAUGACAAUGCCAACAAACGUGUUAAUUAUUACAAGAACUUCUGUAACAUUCUGGGUGUAGAUCCUGGCGCAAAUCUGGACUGUGCUAACUCUGCUCCAUACUGACAUCCAUGAAACCGAUGAAAGGAGGAGACUUUCUCUCAGAAAGCAUGACAUACAGCUCCGAUGCUCUACAGGUUUCUCAAAUAUCUGCAGUAGAUAGAGAACGUAGAAUGUAGUUUCGAGAGUGUUGCAGAAUAAGAGCACUUCUUGUAAAUUCCAUCAGACAGAAUGCUGAUGCAGAUCACCAUCUGAAUAAAUUAUGGGCUCCAAAGUUUGA